Fusarium redolens is the source of this 1284-nucleotide messenger RNA. RefSeq lists its product as uncharacterized. Gene Ontology annotation, molecular function: RNA binding. NCBI's taxonomy places the organism in Eukaryota, Fungi, Ascomycota, Sordariomycetes, Hypocreales, Nectriaceae. The transcript has 2 exons. The coding region runs from base 189 to 1184 and encodes 331 amino acids. Gene Ontology annotation, biological process: U4 snRNA 3'-end processing; nuclear polyadenylation-dependent rRNA catabolic process; exonucleolytic trimming to generate mature 3'-end of 5.8S rRNA from tricistronic rRNA transcript (SSU-rRNA, 5.8S rRNA, LSU-rRNA). Gene Ontology annotation, cellular component: cytoplasmic exosome (RNase complex); nuclear exosome (RNase complex). The record is from RefSeq and is a predicted model, not a curated record.
CCAAACUCACCCAUCAACCUCAAAAAGCGACGACAGAGAUCAGGAGGCUCACCAACCGGAUACUGCAGAAUAUAUCUUGUUUGCAUCCGACCACAACAGAUUGGAAGGCUUCUUCAGAACCUUUGUACGGUCACCUGACCGAAUCAGCUAGUUCAUAUCCUGCUUUGCCAUCUCACGAUCGUCUCACGAUGCCUAUCACAAUCCUCAGUCCUCAGCCUCCCACGCCUCGGAGGCCACAGGCUGUCGCGGCUACAAACUCCGACUCCGACUCCGACUCAGAAGGCGGUGCUGGUGUUGCGGCCGACGACAUUCUUACUCCAGGCGCUGAGAUAACCUCAAAUGCCCAAUGGAUGCGUGGACAUGGUACUUACGUACCGCCUGGAUCAUCAUCUAUCAAAUCUUCCCUUGCUGGUACACUCACAAAGACAAACAAGCUGCUCUCUGUGCGGCCUCUCCGAGCCCGUUACACUCCGGAGAUUGGUGACCUUGUUGUCGGUCGAAUUGUCGAAGUUCAGGCAAAGCGAUGGCGUGUCGAUUUAGCCGCGUCUCAACUUGCCAUUCUCCAGAUUUCAGCCAUCAACUUACCCGGUGGUAUUCUCCGCAAGCGUACCGAGACCGAUGAGCUUCAAAUCCGCAGUUUCUUCGCCGAGGGAGAUCUCGUUGUCGCAGAAGUCCAGCAGCUGCACCAAGACGGUGCCGCGAGUCUCCACACCCGCAGUUUGAAGUACGGUAAGCUUCGCAACGGUGUCUUCGUCGCUGUCACUGGCACCGGUGGUGGGGGCGGUGUCGUUCGAUCCAAGAGACAAGUCUGGACAAUGGAUGUAGCCAACGCUGGCGGCAAGGUCGAUGUACUUCUUGGUGUAAAUGGAUACAUCUGGAUCAGCAAGCACAUAGAAAGCGAUCCAGCCGCUGAGGCAGCGGGCAUCAAUCGCAUGGAGGAGAAUGUUAGCAGCAAGGUCUACUCGAGUCAGAAUGAUCCCAUGGAGGUGUCGACCAUGCGCGAGAUUGCGCGAAUCCGCAGCGUCAUUCUGGCCCUUGUUGAGAACGGGCUCAAGGUGGACGAAGAUACAGUGACCAGAGGAUACAGCGAGGCAGUAGAUAUGGUCCGUGAUUCGACCGAUGACGACCUGUACCUGGGAGGCAAGAAGGGACAGCACCUAGCAGCCGUUUUGACUGGCCGUUAAAAAUACUUGGAUGUUCAAAAACCUUCUAGACAAUUGUCAAUCUAAUAUAAGAUACCACAACCUCAAAUUUUAUCAGACAUGGAGUCAUAGUAUCUCAAAA